Dinoponera quadriceps is the source of this 2787-nucleotide messenger RNA. RefSeq names its product ATP-dependent DNA helicase Q1-like. The coding region runs from base 149 to 1975 and encodes 608 amino acids. Gene Ontology annotation, biological process: double-strand break repair via homologous recombination. Gene Ontology annotation, cellular component: chromosome; cytoplasm. The transcript is spliced from 3 exons. Gene Ontology annotation, molecular function: four-way junction helicase activity; nucleic acid binding; ATP binding. NCBI's taxonomy places the organism in Eukaryota, Metazoa, Arthropoda, Insecta, Hymenoptera, Formicidae. The record is from RefSeq and is a predicted model, not a curated record.
UAACGCGUGAUCGGCCGUUUGGUGAGAACUCGCAAUCACGCGAUAUCGCGUGAUUGGCAAUGAACGUGUCAAAGUUGUCGCGACAACUCUUCCCCGACGCUUUUAAUCGUAUCCUCGAAACGUAUCUUGCUUCAAUUACGUGGUCUUGAUGAAUGGGUCCGAGCAAUCGACCAGGAUGUCUGCCGGCGACACGCAAGGUGUGAUUACGAUAGACGACGGCGAGUAUCAAGUCACGGAGAAUGACGAGAUAGCCGCCAUCGAUUACGAAUUGCAGCAGAUAGAGAGCGAGAUGCAGAAGCUCGCGGAUCGCAAGAAGAUGUUGACUCAACGCAAGGAGAAAUUGCGCGACGACGCUCUUCUGAAGAAGAGCUUCUGCCUGUCCAAGAAGAAUUGGAACAACGAGGACUUCGAAUGGUCCGCCAAGCUGAGGAGAACACUGAGGGAUACAUUCAAGAUAGAAAAAUUACGGGACCUGCAGCUGCCGACUAUGAACGCCAUCAUGUCGAAGGAAGACGUUAUAUUAAUUAUGCCCACGGGUGGUGGGAAAAGUUUAUGCUACCAACUGCCGGCUGUGAUCAGCAAGGGCGUAACGAUAGUGGUUUCGCCGCUGAUAUCUCUGAUGGAGGAUCAGCUGCACGGGCUGCGCAGGUUCAACGUGAGAGCUACGAUGUUGUGCGCCAAGGCUGACAAAGAGAGCGUCAAGGCGACCAUGAACGCCUUGGUGGAUAAGAAUACCGACCUCCGGCUGAUUUACGUUACGCCGGAGUAUAUGGCGAAGUCGAAUCGCUUCAUGAGCAAGCUGCAGAAGGCGUACGAGCUGCAGAAUCUCGCGCGUUUCGCCGUGGACGAGGUGCACUGCUGCAGUCAGUGGGGUCACGACUUUCGACGCGACUACAACUUCUUAGGCGUAUUGAAGUCCAUGUUCCCCGGCAUACCGAUUCUCGGUCUGACCGCCACAGCCCCGGCCAAGAUCAUCGUGGACGUGCAGAAGAUGCUGGACAUCAGCGGCUGCCUGGUGCUGCGAGCCUCGUUCAACCGGCCGAAUCUGUUCUACGAGGUGCGCCGAAAGCCGUCGGACAAGGAGACGUGCCUGGCGAUGAUCGAGAGUCUGCUGAAGAACCGAUUUGCCGGCAAGUCCGGCAUCAUCUAUACCACCACGAUCAAGGAGGCCGAGCAACUGACCACGGACCUAAGGGGGAGGGGCGUGAAGGUCGGCUGCUACCACGCGAUGCUCGAGGCUGAGUACAGGUCGGAGGUCUACUCCAAGUGGAUCUCGGGCAAGUACCAAGCCGUGGUGGCGACCAUCGCCUUCGGGCUGGGCAUCGACAAGCCGGACGUGCGAUUCGUCAUUCACCAUUGCGUCUCGAAGUCGAUGGAGAACUUCUACCAGGAGAGCGGCCGGGCCGGCAGAGACGGCAAGAAGUCCGUUUGUAUCGUGCUCUACCGGCUGGCGGAUGUGUUCAAGCUCAGCACCAUGGUGUUCCAGGACAGGGUCGGCCUGCAGAACCUGUACAAGGUGUUGACUUAUUGCCUCGACCAGACGUCUUGCAGACGGAGUCUGAUCGCGACGCACUUCGAGGAGACUUGGGACAAGAGUGACUGUGUCGAGAUGUGCGACCACUGCAGGAAGCCGGCCGCCGCCAGGGAGACCGACGUGGCGUCCUAUUGCAGACACUUGUACCAGAUCAUGACGAAAGCGGUGCAGAACGAGACGCGGCUGACCGCCCUGAAGCUCGUGGACGCCUGGUACAGCAAAGGCGCCACGACCCUGCGGGUCGCCGGCGUGCCAGUACCGAAGUUCACCAGGGAAACCGGCGAGGCCAUCGUCGGCCACCUGCUGGCGAACGGUUAUCUGCAGGAGGACUUCCACUUCUCAUCGUACACCACGAUAUCGUACCUCAAACGGGGACCCAAGUCGGGCCUGGUCGCCAGCAACGACCACAAGAUACCCUUCAAGUACGACAUACACUACUAAGAUCAGAUCCCUAAGACACUAGCGACUCUCAAGACAACUGUCGACUGUGAUAACUCAUGCGGACAAUUCCUCGCCGAUUCCUGACGCUUCAUUUCAUCCUGCGCGUUCAACGGGGAUGCAACGGGCGUAGGGAAAUCGUUACGUCUGCUUUAUUCAAGAACCCGGUUAAUUAUUAAUGCUCUCGCACAAGCGACGCGAGAAAGUCGUCGCUGCGCCCGUGGCGCGUCGUCGAUUUCUCUCUCUCUCUCUCUCUCUCUCUCUCUCUCGCUCGCUCGCUCGCUCGCUCACUCGUCGCGCCCCUUGACUGACCGUCGAAGAGUCGCGCGCUUCGUCGCAGUGAAGAGACGCGGUUACACGUGCGCGCAUACACAUAUGUCACACACGAGAGAGAGAGAGAGAGAGAGAACAGACAGGAUGAUCGAUCGAGGAGGCGAGAAGCGCGCGCGACAAACGAAAGUGCAUGCAUACGGUGCACGGCCGCGCGACGAUUAAGAAGCGAAUACACUGGAUGAUCGAUAAAAACUGCCUAGGAAGAGCAGCUCCAAGUGCGGCGGUAUGUCAGCGGAUCGGGUAGUAGGGCAGCCGGCUGCGCGAUCAGAUGGAAAUAUUGAUCUAGGAUAAGAAAUAUCCGACUCUCUAUGUGCGCGCGCGCGUGUAUAUAAGUGUACAUACAUAUAAACGUAUAUGUGCGCCGACACUGAGCGACGCGUGUUCGUCGUUGCGUAACGAGGCACGCGUCGGAGGCUCAGGGGAUAAGUUCGCGCGGGAGCGCCGACGUCCUACGUGGAUUUCCGCGGAUUUUCUCAGAAUCG